AUGGACGCGAAGAAGCGGAAGAACUUGGAUUUGGCGACCAAAGCCGACAUCAUUCGGUGCGUGGAGGCUGGAGAAAAAAAGUCGUCGGUCGCAGAAGCAUUCGGCAUUCCUCGGAGCACGCUGAGCACGAUUCUGCGGAACAAAGCCGACGUAAAGGCGAAGGCGUCCCAGUCGUGCCAUUCUCAGGCUUGUCGUGUGCGUGUUCCUGCGUACGACAAAGUUGAGAAAGCGCUGUACGCCUGGUUUUUGGAGACUCGGGCGAAAAACAUUCCUAUUGACGGCCCGAUGCUGAUGGAAAAAGCAAAGUGGUUUGCUGCGGCCUUGGGGGUAGACGGCUUCACUGGUGGCACCGGCUGGCAGCAGCGCUUCAAGACUCGCUACGGCAUCGUUGGAAAGACCCUGUCCGGCGAAAGCGGCGCGACAAACAGCCAGGACACGGAGAAGUGGCUCUCCGAAGAGUGGCCGAACAUUCGCGACAACUUUGCGCCGUCGGAUAUUUACAACGCCGACGAAACGGCGCUGUUCUGGCAGAUGUUGCCGAACAAGACGUUGGACUUGAAAGGCACCUCGUGUCAUGGGGGAAAGAUGAGCAAAGUGCGCGUCUCGAUUUUGCUCGCGGCGGACAUGGAUGGCUCCUGCAAGCUGCGGCCGUUCGUUAUCGGCAAGAGCAAGUCGCCGCGCUGCUUCAAGAACGCGAAGAGCCUCCCAGUCCGAUACGCGUUCAAUAAGAAAGCGUGGAUGACGCGGGGCCUUUUUUCCGAAUGGAUUCGCGCAUGGGAUGCCGAAUUGGAAAAGUCAGAUAGAAACAUUUGUCUUCUGGUGGACAAUUGUUCCGCGCACCACGUCGUCAGCCAGAUGAAAAGGAUAAUUGUCAAGUUUUUGCCACCCAACACCACGGCAAGGUUGCAGCCUCUCGAAGAAGGCAUCAUCAAAGCAUUCAAGGUCGGAUACAGGCGACGUCUGGUGCAACGGCUCCUGAUAAACCUUCGGUUGGGGAUCGAACCGAAAAUCGACCUCCUUGGAGCGAUCCAGAUGAUAACUGGGGCAUGGAAUGAUGUGAAAAAAAAAACACAGUCGUAA
Molecule: messenger RNA, 1080 nt
Organism: Rhipicephalus sanguineus (brown dog tick)
Lineage: Eukaryota; Metazoa; Arthropoda; Arachnida; Ixodida; Ixodidae
Product: tigger transposable element-derived protein 6-like
Exons: 1
Coding region: 1-1080 (359 amino acids)
Cellular component (GO): nucleus
Molecular function (GO): DNA binding
Source: RefSeq, a predicted model, not a curated record